UCUUCAGCCUCUCAAUCUCUCACUCACUCACCAAAAUCUGAAACACAACCAAAAGCAGAAGAAAAAAAAGCUUUUGAAGAUAUCAUUACUCAUAAUGGCUGAUGAUCCUCAAGACAAGGUUGAACGUGACCGCAUUUUCAAGCGCUUCGACGCCAAUGGCGACGGCAAGAUCUCUGCAGCCGAGCUCGGAGAAGCCUUGAAGACGCUCGGCUCCGUCACCGCGGACGAAGUGCAGCGGAUGAUGGCCGAGAUAGACACCGAUGGCGACGGGUUCAUUUCGUAUGAAGAGUUCACAGAUUUUGCCCGUGCCAACCGUGGAUUAGUCAAGGAUGUUGCAAAGAUAUUCUAAGUGUUUGUAUACGGCUUUUUUGUUGAUUUCUUGUUCUGUUUUGGUCUCUUUUUUCUUUUUCUUCAUCAUUUUUACGUGUAUCUUGUCGUGCUUGAUUUGAUAUUUGCUUGAAAAAACAAAUCAAAUGGGCUCCAUUCUUAACAUUUUUCUUCAAAAGAAAUGCGGUUUUGGUUGUUAAGCUGUAACUUCCAUGAA
Molecule: messenger RNA, 544 nt
Organism: Momordica charantia (bitter melon)
Lineage: Eukaryota; Viridiplantae; Streptophyta; Magnoliopsida; Cucurbitales; Cucurbitaceae
Product: polcalcin Bet v 4
Molecular function (GO): calcium ion binding
Source: RefSeq, a predicted model, not a curated record